This is a messenger RNA of Eruca vesicaria subsp. sativa (arugula), 1257 nucleotides long. NCBI's taxonomy places the organism in Eukaryota, Viridiplantae, Streptophyta, Magnoliopsida, Brassicales, Brassicaceae. The record is from the annotation of a GenBank genome assembly.
AUGGGCAAAGAGAAUCCGGCGGAGAAAACCCUAAAUCUGAUUCGCGGGAGGCUCUGCGAUCCUACUUUCGUCUUCAGACCACUUUCCGGUUCUUCAGACAGCAACUACAGCAAAUUGAAGUUCAUUGUGUCGACCUCUAUCACGGAAGGAUGCAACAAUUCAAUCUUGCUUCUGGGUCCUCGUGGCUCUGGGAAAGCUGCUGUGUUGGAUCUCGUUGUUGGUGAUUUAAUGGAAGAGUAUCCAGAUUCAGUAACAGUAAUCAGAUUGAAUGGACUCCUGCAUAGUGAGGAUAUUUGUGCAUUUAAGGAAAUUGCUAGACAGUUGUGUAUGGAACAUCAUCUGCUCUUCUCCAAAAUGGCAUCAUUCGAUGAGAACUCGCAAUUUAUAAUAGCUAUGCUGCGGGAAUGUGGACUAGCACAUAAGACAAUCAUCUUUGUGCUUGAUGAAUUCGACAUGUUUGCACAGGGAAAGCAACGGUUACUGUACAGUUUGCUGGAUGCUAUGCAAUCUGUAACAUCACAAGCUGUUGUCGUCGGUAUUAGUUCUCGACUGGAUGCUGACCAACUCCUUGAGAAAAGGGUGAGAUCUCGCUUUUCACACAGGAAAAUUUUGUUUCUUCCUCCAUCUAGGGAAGAAAUUGACAGUUUAUUGGAACACCUGCUUUCUCUACCAGCUGACUCAAGCUUCCCCAGUGGAUAUGUUUCUCAGUUCAAUGAAAAGAUUAAGAAUAUAACAUCAGAUUCGAGAUUCAAAGACAUGCUGAAGACAUUUUUAAAUGCCAAUUCUACUGUCAACAGUUUGCUGAAGUUUAUAUUCCGCGCUGUUUCUUCAAUGAAUUUGGAAUCUGGCCUCCUCUCUCUUGAGAACUUCAAAACAGCACUUUCAAGUAUGCAAAGGCAACCAAAAUUGGAAGCCGUUAGAGCAGAUUGUUCCAUACUGGAGCUUUAUCUUUUAGUAUGCAUGAGGAGGUUAGAAGUGAAAGAGCAAAGCUCAUACAACUUCAUCAGUGUGAUGAAAGAGUAUAAGACGAUACACGAUUCUUUUCAGACCUCAGACUACUACGCACAAAAUGUCUGCCUACGUGCAUUCGAGCACCUGAGAGAACGAGAAGUUAUAUGCUACGCAGAGAAUAGAGGACAGUCUCAGGCAGGUGAAUACCGUCCCAUGAAGCUUUUAAUAUCAGCCUCUGAGCUUCAUCAAGGAAUGAGAUCUCAUGCGUGUUGCCCCGCCAUUCUUCUUAAGUUAUUGGACCAUUAG